AUGAAGUCGUCAGAUCCCAUCCGACCCAGCAGCCGUCGCGGUGCGUCAGGCGCGUGGAACCGCCUCAAGCCAGUACGCGAGGAUGUGCUCGAGGUUUACGGCUUGCCAUCGAAGGGGGAGACUCGACUCAAUGACUUCAAAACACAAGAAGUCUACUUCAACCGCAUCAUCGAACGUUACAUGAAGCUCUGCGCCCUUAACCGCGAAGAACUAGACGGCCUCUUCGCCUCCGUCAGCAGUGCGAAACUGGGCAAUUCCAAUGCCAACAACAACCUCACAUCUUCCUUCUCCGCGCUCGCACUCUCCAAACAUGCACCCCCUUCGAACGCCUCGACCGCAGCCUCCGCCUACAAAACAGACCCAAUACCGCGAAACGCAUUUGCACCCUCGAUCAACGAACUGGCAACGGUUCUUGCAGCCCUCCGCAAGCUCCGCGAAGCCAUAACAGCAAGCAACAGAUGCGACAACUUCGCCCGCCGCGCCUACUUCUUCGCCAUACACGUCUCUAUCCUCUGCCACGAUUGGUCCUCGUACCUCCCUUCACUCCACUCGCUACUCCAACAUAUGCACCCGCGCAACGCCCUCGCACCGCACGAUCUCAAAGAGUACGUUGGCCUGCUGAUUCUCGACCAGGCGUGUCGCCAGGCCGACUUGGCAGGCGCGCGAGAAACGAAGCUGCGGUACGCGUACACGGAUUGGCGCGUAGAAGGCGUGUUGAAAGCCCUGGUCCAGGACGAUUAUGUGGGGUUUUGGCGGCUGAGGAGGGCGGUGGAUGGGUAUCAGCGGGCUGUUAUGGGGUUUGCGGAUCAAGGGGUUAGAGUGCAUGCGUUGAAAUGCUUGGGUAGGGGUUAUAUGAGUGCUGAUAGGCGGUUUGUGGAGCGGUGUACGGAUAGGACGUGGGAGGAUCUGGUCACGGAUGGCGUGGGGUGGGAAUUGACUAGUGAUGGAGAAAAGGUGCUUAUCAAGAAGCCGAAGGGGAGCUGA
Molecule: messenger RNA, 984 nt
Organism: Cucurbitaria berberidis CBS 394.84
Lineage: Eukaryota; Fungi; Ascomycota; Dothideomycetes; Pleosporales; Cucurbitariaceae
Exons: 2
Coding region: 1-984 (327 amino acids)
Source: RefSeq, a predicted model, not a curated record